Messenger RNA from Cavia porcellus (domestic guinea pig), 981 nucleotides. It is a transcript of the gene Lcn8, whose product is annotated as lipocalin 8. Gene Ontology annotation, molecular function: small molecule binding. Lineage: Eukaryota; Metazoa; Chordata; Mammalia; Rodentia; Caviidae. The coding region runs from base 1 to 567 and encodes 188 amino acids. The record is from RefSeq and is a predicted model, not a curated record. The transcript is spliced from 6 exons.
AUGGAGGCCAGGCUGCUGAGUACCGUCCUGAGCUUGCUUGCAGUGCUGCUGGCCGGGUGGGCCUUGGAGGAUCUUGACCCACGCAAGAUCGAGGGAUUCUGGCGGGAAGUCGGUGUGGCCUCAGACAAGGACCUGGCGCUGAGGACCCCGAGGAGGGCAGAGGGGGUCUUCCUCACUGUGAACGGGAGCAGCCUGACCGUGAAGGUCGUGUUUAACAACUCGAAAAGCUGUGAGACGGAAACCACCGUGGGCUGGAGGAGCGGUGCUGCAGAGAACUUUGCUUUUCCUGGCCAUAGGGAGAUCCACGUGCUGGACACCGACUACCAGCACUAUGCCAUCCUGCGGAUGUCGCUGCUGUGGCGGGGCAAGGACUUCCACGUGCUCAAAUACUUCACUCGGAGUCUGGAGGGUGAGGACGAGCAAGGUUUCAGGAAGUUCCGGGAGCUGACAGCCGACACUGGCCUUUACCUGGUGGCCCAGCAUGGGACUUGUGCUGAACUCUUGAAGGAGGUGAGCCUGGGUCCUCAGCCUGCAGCUCCCAGCCCCACACAGUCCCUUGGUCCCUGAGGCUCUGGACCCUGCCAUGGGUGGGAUGACUGUCCUUGUCCCCAAGUGGAGCUGCCAGGGGUCCUGCCUUCCAGGUCCUUCUGGGGUGGGGUUUUGGGGCUGUGGUCACCAUCGCAGUCUCCCUGUCCCAGUGCCAUGCUGAUCAUCACUGACACGACUUCCCCCAGCCCCAGACAUGGGCACCAUUACCCCACUUUGCAGGGGGCUGGGUGCUUUUCCAAAGCCAGGCAAUUGUGACCCUCACCCCUGUGCCUGCACCCCGAGGCCACCUGGGGCCCUGAGCACUGCCCUUCUGUGUGCAGGGGCUGAUCUAGAGCACCUCCUGCCCAGGCCCUAGCUGGAUCCGCCCACCCUGACUCUCCCACCCAGCCCAGGGGCCACCUGCACUUGUCUAUAAUAAAGCCUGCUGCCACA